This is a messenger RNA of Salvia miltiorrhiza (redroot sage), 423 nucleotides long. RefSeq lists its product as uncharacterized. The coding region runs from base 1 to 423 and encodes 140 amino acids. Lineage: Eukaryota; Viridiplantae; Streptophyta; Magnoliopsida; Lamiales; Lamiaceae. The record is from RefSeq and is a predicted model, not a curated record. The transcript is spliced from 2 exons.
AUGGUGUAUGGCAAGAGGUGUCAUUUGCCGGUGGAAUUGGAGCACAAGGCUUUCUGGGCAGUGAACAAAGUGAACUAUGAUUGGGACAAGGCAGGGCAAGCAAGGAAGCUAGAGAUCCAAGAACUCGAAGAAAUCAGGAGGGAGGCAUAUGACAAUGCUGUUCUCUACAAGGAAAGGAUGAAAAAGAGCCACGAUGCCUUGAUCACAAGCAAGCAAUUCAGCUUUGGACAAGAGCUGAGUACCAAGUGGACCGGGCCAUUUGUGGUGAAGACCCAAUUCCCAAAUGGAGCCGUCGAGAUUGGGAAUCCAAAAUCUGGGAAAGUGUUCAAGGUUAAUGGACAAAGGCUGAAAGCCUAUUAUGGGCAUAAGCCCGACACUGGGGAAGAACUGGAUCUCGACCCAGCCACAAACACCUCGGAUUAA